This is a messenger RNA of Cuscuta campestris, 1324 nucleotides long. The record is from the annotation of a GenBank genome assembly. NCBI's taxonomy places the organism in Eukaryota, Viridiplantae, Streptophyta, Magnoliopsida, Solanales, Convolvulaceae.
GGUAGGGUCAAAAGUAUUGCUGAUAAACUUUUUAUGGGAUGGGAAUAUUUUAUUAAUAAUAAUAUGCACCCACUCGGGAGGAUCUGGGUUGUGUGGAAUCAGAAUAUGGUGAACAUUAAGAUUAAGUUUGUUACUGAACAGUUGGUUCAUUGUCAAGGGAGGUUAGUUGGGGAUGACAUAGAGUUUUUCCUCACUUUUGUUUAUGCACAGAAUGACUCUGCUAAAAGGAAAGAACUCUGGGAUAAUCUGACUAGUAUCUCUAUUAAUUCUGCUUUGUGUGUUCUUGGGGACUUCAAUACAGUCCUAAAUCUUGAUGAAAGAAUAGGUGGCAACCCUGCAAAUUGGGAGGAGUCCAGAAUGUUUAAAAAUUGCCUUGGUGAAUGUGGUUUAGAAGACCUACCUUAUGAAGGAUCAAAAUAUACCUGGACAAAUAACCAAGACUUAGAUCACAGAAUAUACUCAAAACUGGACAGGGUGUUGGGGAAUGUGGAAUGGCUAAUCAAGUUUGAUUAUAAAAUUUUCUUCAUGGAAAGAGGUAUUUCAGAUCACUCUCCAAUGAUCCUGAAGAAUCUUAUUAAUGAGGCACCAAGACACUGCUUUAAAUACUGUGACAUGUGGUCACUUGACCCAAGUUUCUCAAAGGUGGUGGCUGAUAUCUGGAAUCAACAACAGGAAGGAUACUCUAUGUAUCAAGUGGUCAGGAAACUUAAGAUGCUUAAAGGCCCUCUAAGAAGGUUGAACAGGAGUAAAUUUCAGCACCUAGAUAAUCAAGUUGAUGAACUACGUACAAAGCUGCACACUGUCCAAGAAGAACUAAAGAUUAAGAGGGAUCCAGUGACUCUGGAUAUUGAGAAGAAAGUAGCUUAUGAACUAAAUCUGAAGCUAAAAGCUAAUCUCCUAUUGAAGCAUCAGCAAGCUAAAGCUGACUGGAUUGUAUAUGGGGAUCAUGACUCAAAAUUAUUAUUUUAUGCAUGGUUAAAAAAGAGGAAGAUGCUCAAUCAAUUUUCCUCAUUAACCAAUGCAAAAGGGGACAUAGUUGAAGGAAGAGCUGAAGUGGCUAAAGUACUUAUGGAUUUUUAUACAAAACAACUGGGGGUAGCUAAAAAGACACAAGAUAUCAAUGAGGAAAUCAUUAAUAUGGGGCUCUCCUGACUAUAGAACAACAACUGAAGCUGAUUUCUCCAAUUACAUCUGAAGAAGUUAAGAAGUGCUUAUUUGACAUACCAAAUAGUAAAAGCCCAGGUCCAUAUGGAUACAGCAGUGGAUUUUUCAAGAGCCAAUGGAAGACAGUGGGGGGUUUAAUUACUAAAGCAGUCCAGGAUUU